Messenger RNA from Cyclocybe aegerita, 1656 nucleotides. The record is from the annotation of a GenBank genome assembly. NCBI's taxonomy places the organism in Eukaryota, Fungi, Basidiomycota, Agaricomycetes, Agaricales, Hemipholiotaceae.
AUGAAUGCAAGUAGAGGUCACUUCCGAACUCUCCACCAAGUCUUGCUUGCUGCCUUGUUUCUUGCCGGCACUCAAUCUCCAGGAGUCGAGGCUUCUCCAGUUCCUCAGGCAAGUUCUGCACAUCCUCAAAGAUCAUCGUACUUCGCCGCAGCUUUGUCAUUAGGACUUUUGAUUAUCGUUCUUUUUUGCAUGAAGUGGCUCUUUCUCGCUCGCAGAAAUCGCUGCGUCUCUGCGUUUACUAGGUCCUCUAGGCGACCGAGCGACUCACGAUCUAUUAACGGCUGGUGUGAUACCUUUUCGACUUCUUCGCGGUUUUCUGGAAGUUCGCCUGCUGGCAAGUCGGGUUUCUUGGUCGGGUUUCUUGGGUCACCAUCUUGGGAGGCGCGCUGCUCGUCUGCACUUGCGAAGGUAUCUAGUCGUCUUUCAUCGUCUCCAAGCCCUAGCUUUUCUACUCGACUGGAGAACCCUCCUUCUACGCCAUAUCAGCCCUUCGAAGCCGCCAUUCCUGUUAAAGGAAAGCACUCGUAUUCUCCGGAUUCAUUUGAAGAGCGAACGCCUAGGCUCCUUCCUCUGAAGUUGUCCCCAAAUUUCUGCUCUCAGAAAGCUGCCAUCAAGGACCCUUUUGCAUCACCGUUGCAUCUACCAGAAGGACGGGUGUCCGCUUCUCCGUCUGUCGGCCGUUAUCCCGAGGUCGUUCUCUCGAGUUCAUACACGCAGCGAGAAUUCUUAGCAGCAGACUCUCAAAUAGGCGUGCAGCCACCCGAAGCUGUGUUACUGUUCCCUCAUUGCAAGAAUUUCGCGAAGAAAUCGUUACCUCGACCUUCGUCUGCUGUUCAAGAGGCUGUACAAGAACCCCAAGAUGAUCAAGCACCUCCAACAGACGCAUACGCAUAUGCAAAGGAUGAUAUUCUGGAAACCCGAGAAUCUAGCCAUUUGCCGCCCCACGUAACUUCUGACUGUUCUGGACAUGCUGAGAUGUCGCCUGUUAUCCUCGGCGAAUUCUUACUGGUGUCUUGCGAGAACCCCUUCUCUGAAACAAGUCCCUCUGAGCCCACAACCCCACCUACUAAAUACCCGAAUUCUGCUAUCUUGCACAUCCGGAAAGCAAGCCCAAAAGCACCCCACAAUCGAAACUCGCGCAGCCCAAAAAUAGGGCCAUCUCCUCUGCGGAUGAUGUUCUUACCGUCUGAUUGUGAAAGUCAUACCCGCCAACCGUUCAGGGGAGCUACAAUCCAGAAUCAACCCAACGCCGGCGAUAAUAAACAUCCUUCCCAGGAGGAACCAGGGGGGCCGCAUCCAUAUAUGCAGCGCUCGCUGACAACUAAAUUGCUCGGAUCGGUGGCUACAGAUAGUUCCGAUAAACUGCUAGACCUGAUGGACGCACUUGUUCAAGAGGCCAGCGCAUGGGACGACAGCCUCUUUUUCGACGACAACUUCAAAGCCUUGAUAAAGCAAACCAAAGUUUCGAGUGUUGAGAAACACCGGAAGCCGAUACGCAAGAUAUCUGCUCGCACCAGAAAACUGCUUCCCCGUUUCACCAUAUUAGAGGACAUUCCGGAGGUCGAUGUGUCUGACAUGAUGCCGCUGUGCUCAACCGCUAGAGAGGAUGAGCACUUGCAUUCAUUCUGGUCUGAUGACGAUCAUGGCCAACAGUAG